AUGGAAAUUCGACAAACUCUUGACAUUGAUUUUGGCAUAACUCAGGAACUUGGUCUUCUAGAUGGUUCUUCUAGUUCUUAUGAAGGUCCUGCAGUUUCUCCACAGCCCCUUCACCUAAUGAAAAAUCAAAAUAGAAAGGGUAAGACAGUAGAACGUGCUAAUACUGUAUGCACUAUUAAGCAAAUGAUAUCGCAAAAUCAAGCUAAUUGUGAAGAAAUCUUGGUAGGAGAAAAAUGUCCAGCUUUGCCUAGCUAUAGUGAAGAUCAAAAGAAAAAACUUGAAUGCCAGUGCCUGGAAAUUCUUACCAUCAUUGAGCAAUCUUUGCCUACAACGGUAAUAAACUCAACACAUUUAGUACUUGACUCCCUUUCAGAUUCAGUGAAUCGUUCUUAUGUAAUGAAUUUCAACAUGCUUCUGGACCAGAAACUUAAAUCAGAAUACUUUAACCUUAAAAGCUUCCAUAAGGACACAUACAACACUGCAUGGACACAACUUCUUCUAGACAAACACUUAUAUUGUUGGUGGUCUUCUUUGUGUAAUCUUAUCUGUGGAGGAAGUAAUGCCACUGAAGAAGCCAUGGAAUUAUAUUUAAGAAAGUUUGUUAAGCGAAGGUGUGUAUAUCAUUUAAUGAAAGAGGAUUUAUCUCCAUUAUCUGGCCACACUGCUGCAAUAAGAACUAAGCUAACAAGAACAGCAAUAAAGAAUGAAUCACCAAAAGAGGCUGCCCCAACAGAUUUAUGUAGGAGAUGUAACAUGUUAGGACACUGGGCGAAGAAUUGUACUAAUCCACCAGAACCGGAAUGGCUUGCCAAGCAGGAAUGCUACAAAUGUGGAAUAAAGGGCCAUUUAGCUGCACAAUGUUCUAACACAAGGGCCAGGAUACCUCCAAUAAAUGUGCUACUGACACCAAAGGCAUAA
This is a messenger RNA of Porites lobata, 918 nucleotides long. Lineage: Eukaryota; Metazoa; Cnidaria; Anthozoa; Scleractinia; Poritidae. The record is from the annotation of a GenBank genome assembly.